This is a messenger RNA of Cetraspora pellucida, 390 nucleotides long. NCBI's taxonomy places the organism in Eukaryota, Fungi, Glomeromycota, Glomeromycetes, Diversisporales, Gigasporaceae. The record is from the annotation of a GenBank genome assembly.
AUGGAUAAAAUUUAUCAAAUACAUUCCUUUUCUGCUGAUAGUAUCUCAAAAAUGACAAACAAAGAUAUUCAAUAUAUUAUAGAUAACAUAUCAUUUGAUUAUAGUAUUAAGAUAGAAGAAUCAAAGAUUCGAUGUUUCACAUCACCCACCCUAAAAUCCGAAUUCUCUGAACUGAGUUCAGGAAGUGAUCAGCAAAUUUCUUACAAAAAAGAAAAUAAAAAUUCAGAAUUUUCGGAAAAAAAGGUGAGUGUACCCGAUGAUGAAGAUUCCAACUAUGAUUACGAUGAAAAAGAUUUCUCCAAUGACAACAACGAAGAUGAUGAUAAGGAUGAUAGGAGCUUCUCGAGGGCAAGGGACUCCCCCUCUUUAUUUCAUAAUAAUUGUUGCUAG